Molecule: messenger RNA, 1288 nt
Organism: Bemisia tabaci
Lineage: Eukaryota; Metazoa; Arthropoda; Insecta; Hemiptera; Aleyrodidae
Source: RefSeq, a predicted model, not a curated record
AUAAGACGAUAUGAAUGCAGUGUCCUCCUGUUAUUCGCGUAAGCAUUUUUUCCUGUGAAUCAUGACCGUUCAGAUUUCUUAUAAAUACCAUGUGGGUCGGAUUUGGGUGGUUUAGCCAUUUUGACAUCCCCCGAAUAUGGCAUUCAUUAAGGCUGUCGAAAUUAUUAUCCUCGUAAUAUGGGGUUCGCAUCCCAAAGUGCUUGCGUUUGUCGCCCCUCCUGCAAAUGUUGGAGACCUGACGGCCCACUUGGACACCAUUGCUGAGCAUGUGAACAAAGCUGGAGCAACAUGGACGGCUGGCAGAAAUUUUCCUACCGACUUAUCCAAUGAACACUUCAAGAAUCUCGUAUCAGACUUCAACCCUUUAGGUGACUUACCUGCCAACGCCGAAACGUGUGAUUGUGAAGGUUCUGCUAAGGAACUGGAGGAAGAGGAUGCUUUUGAUGCAAGAGAACAAUGGAAGGACUGUCCUUCGAUUAAGCACAUUACAAACCAGGGAGCCUGCCAAAGUUCAUGGGCUGUGGCAGCGGCAAAUGUCAUAUCUGAUAGACAGUGUGUUGCAUCCAAUGGCACGAUAAAAGAUCUAAUGUCGGCGCACCAUUUGCUGUCGUGCUGUUCCGACUGUGGACUUGGUUGCAAUGGUGGUUGGCCGAGAAAAGCAUUCACAUUCUACCAAAAACACGGUGUUGUGACCGGCGGAGACUACAACAGCAAACAGGGUUGUCAACCGUACGAACUUGAACCGACCUCCGAUUUCGCACUCUCUAAUGAUGAAGACAGAGAUACGCCCUCAUGCUCGAAAGAAUGCACCAAUAAACAGUAUGGCAAAUCGCUGAAGCGUGAUUUACAUUUCGGAAAAGGCGUAAUCACACCUUGCUGCUGCUGGAUCAAGACCACGAUUAGAGAGGAAGGACCAGUGGUCACAAGCAUGGUUGUAUACGAGGACUUCCUGACUUACAAGUCUGGAAUAUACCGACACAUCUGGGGGAAGAAGAUCGGGUACCAGACGGUGCGGAUGAUCGGUUGGGGCCGAGAAAACGACGUCGAUUACUGGAUCGCCGCCAACUCCUGGGGAACCGGUUGGGGCGAAAAAGGGUUCUUCAGGAUCUACCGAGAGAAGAAGAUGAUGACUGCUCAAAACCGUCUCUCCGAGGCUGAGUUCGAGUACGGCUAUGCCGGCCCCGUAAUCAAACGCAAAAAACACUGAGAAUUCACCAAACGCGUUUUGUGAUUUAAUAUUGUACUGUAUUCAUUUAGUAAAGUCAUGUUUUAAAUAAAACAAUUUUUA